AUGAUACUAGUUAGAAGGAUAUGUAAGGCACAGCUUUCGACAGCUAAUCGAUCAAUGAUAUAUAAAAGGACUUUUUUCGGACUAUCAUCACAUGAAGGGAAAGAGCAAAAGUAUGUUUUAACGAGAACCAUUAACGCGCCAGCACUUAAUGUUUACGACGUCAUUUCAGAAGUAUCGAAAUAUCAUGAGUUUAUUCCCUACUGUGUCGAAUCUUUUGUCGAAAAGCGUAAUCUUAAAACGGGCAAGCCAGAAGAGGCAGGAUUAAGGGUUGGGUUCCAACAAUACGAUGAACGCUUUCUUUGCAAAGUCAAUUGUGUAUCUAAUCCGAAGGGAAUCAAGACAGUUGUCGCCGAGUCACUAACACAUGGACUUUUUGAUGUAUUAUACACAAAAUGGACGGUAGAGAGGCACCCAACAAGAGCCAAUGCAUCCCAGGUUGAACUUUUGCUUAAAUUUCAAUUCAAGUCAAGACUAUACAACAGCGUCGCUUCCCUAUUUGCUAAAAGUGUUACGCAACUAGUGAUGAAAGCAUUCGAACGAAGGGUUUUUCAGGUUAGUAAAGGCGUAAUCAAGGCUCAAUAA
Lachancea fermentati is the source of this 582-nucleotide messenger RNA. Lineage: Eukaryota; Fungi; Ascomycota; Saccharomycetes; Saccharomycetales; Saccharomycetaceae. The record is from the annotation of a GenBank genome assembly.